CGUAAAGCUGGUCACUUUCUUGUCUUCUUUAUCUUCUUCUUCUUGUGAAGCGAUUUAGGGUUUAGAGGAAUGUUGUCUGGCUCGAGGUCAUAAAGAGUAAAUUUUUAACAAAUACAAAAAACUCUAAAUGAUUCUCGGACCAGGCUUCAUCCCCCUCAACCUAUUCGUCGCCAAUUUUCUAAAAACAUUUACUUUUAACGUCGUCGUUGAUUCAUGGUUGAGAAAAUAUUGUCAUUCAUACUUGGGUUUCUUAAGGUUAUUGUUCCAUCGAGGUUCAUUCUAUGAUUCAUGCUGCAGUGUUUGUUAUUAUAUAGCCAUUUACAAACUCCUCAAACAGCCAGAAUUAUUAAUGUUCUCUUAAAAUAUCAACCAUAUGUUUCAUUGUUUCCCCUUGAAGGUUUCAUCGAGUAUUUUUUCUUACGGCUAGUUUAUAGCCGUUCUUUUCUUACUACGAACAAAAAACUAAAGAAACAAAUCUGGAUCUGAAUGCAAAUCCUUGUGUUUCAGUUUCACUUUGAAAGAUAUUUCACUUUUCCCUUUUGGAAACGUAAGUAUGGGCCAUAUUCAUUCGUAUUAACUUUGGGAAAAAGUUCUAUUACUGCAUGUACGUUUGUGUGUGUUUGGUCAAAACUUAUUGUCACUUUGAAAAGGCAUUUAUAUAUUUCAACAAAGGUGAAAAAGUUAAGAGGAAAAAAGAGAGAUUACAAAGAGCAAAAGAAACAUUUGCACGUGAAUGAUGUGGAAACCAUAUGGCUUUCCGCUUUACUACUAAAAGUCUAGUCAAGUUGAAAUGUUAUUACACGUAACAUGAAAAAUGAAAACUAUAUUUUUCUCUUUUCCCCGUUGUUGGAGACUAUUCUGAUUGACAGAUUUGUUUUCCAUGAAUCAAACCUGACACUGACAGAGAGAAGAAUGGCCGUGUAUAUUAUUGAUUUUUUUAUAUAUGGGCGUAAAUUAUAAUUUCAAAAAUUUGGUAAGCAUUUUUGCUAUUUAACUCGUUUCUUAAAAGUCAUAUCGUCGGAGAUGAGAAGAUGAAACACUGGAGUGAAGAAGAAAGCGGUGAUUACAGGAAGAGUUUACUGUUGAUCAGUAAUUUUAUCAGUGAAGUCAGUUUCUUUAAUAUAAAAACGACACAACGAACCUGUUUCUUUUAAAUAAAACGACACAAACGAAACAUCGCCUUCGCUCGUCGGUUUAAACAAAGAACCUUUUUUUUUUUGCAAACGGUUAUUUUCUGUUAUUUUCUUUUCUCAUCUUUUCUGAACUAUUGUUUUGUUUGAUAUAUGGAGCCGCUUAACGUUGAAUGCGAUCUUCAGUCACUGAGAAGAUUAUAUAAUCUUCUUCUUCUCCAAUCAAAUGCAAACAAGGAAUAUGUACCACAAGCAUUUUUGUUAGAUGAGAAUUCACAGUUUCUACUAAAACGGUUGCUCGAUUCUGCGACGGGUGAACUUUUGGCUAGACAACACAAGGUACUUGCACAAGCACAGUUAAGUUUGCCAGAGAGGAGGGUCACUACACCGAGUACUACUAAAGUAAACUCUGUCUCGGGGGGUAUCGUCAAGUUGCCUAGCAAGGCUGCUUUAACACAUGAAGUCGUUGAUUCAAUCGAACGUAUCGAAACACAGCUUUCUGCUUUUCAGUUUUGUUCUACUCGUGGUGAAAAAACACGGUCUUGCAAACCUCCUAUGGAAGAAGAAGAAGGUUACUCAUCUUCUGGAAUGCCUUUUCAAAGGUUAAACGAGAAAGCGUUGAUAGAACCAAGACAAAGCUAUUUAAGGAGUAGGCAAAUGAGUCAGAAGACUUCAAGAACAUCGAGCGUAGCACCUAGCCUGAGAAGUGUUAAUAAUAAUAAUAAUGCAACCGUUCGAAGCCGUUACGAUGAUCAGAUUGUUCUGGUUAAACAGUCGAGACCGCCUUUACCGCCUCGUCCUCUGAGGUCCGUUGGUUUCGAGAAGCCUGGCAGAACGUCACAAAAGAUGGAGAGUAUGAAACCAACUUUGUUGUUAGAUCAAGGAACCGAGACAGGAACAAGCUCAGAAAGUGAAGAACAAGUUUAUUCAACAGAGCAAGAAUCUGACGAAGCCUCUGGGGAAACAGUGUCAACCUCUGGCUCAAGCUGGGAAACUCAUGCCGAGAGCGUCACCGGGUCAGAUUCAUCAUCAUAUCCAUCAGAGAGUGAUGAUGGUGAUGGUGAUGGUGAUGAGAACUCUCAAGCCAGCGAUUCUCCUCCACGUAACAGAUCAAGGGGUCCUGCAAAACAGAGGAAAAAGAGGACAGGGCGGCUUAAAAGAUUCAAGGACAAGCUAGGUAAAGUGUUCCACCAUCACCACUACCACCACCACGAGCAUCACAACAAGGACGGGGAGCAAGGCCGCAAGAAGCCAUCAGCGUGGAAGCAUUUAGUGAAGAAACAUCUCCAGAAAGACAAAGAGAAACUGGUCGAAAAGCGGAUGAAAACAGAAUCCAAAGGUGUGGCUACUACACAUAACAACAAAGGUGGGCAGUUUCAUGCGUUGGUGAAAGGGUUCGUGAGACAUCAUAGAAGUCACUCAAAGAACAAAAAUCAGAAGUUGCAAACAACCCCUAAGCGUCAUGGUGUUGUUGUCAAGCUUCCCAAAAGAGAGAGGGUUAAGUUAGAAAAAACAAAUUACUUGUGUAAUAAGUAUCAAGAACAUGAUGAAACCAAGUCUUAA
This is a messenger RNA of Raphanus sativus (radish), 2693 nucleotides long. RefSeq names its product protein KOKOPELLI. NCBI's taxonomy places the organism in Eukaryota, Viridiplantae, Streptophyta, Magnoliopsida, Brassicales, Brassicaceae. Bases 1284 to 2693 code for a protein of 469 amino acids. The transcript is spliced from 3 exons. The record is from RefSeq and is a predicted model, not a curated record.